This is a messenger RNA of Juglans microcarpa x Juglans regia, 2836 nucleotides long. RefSeq names its product G-type lectin S-receptor-like serine/threonine-protein kinase SD2-5. Lineage: Eukaryota; Viridiplantae; Streptophyta; Magnoliopsida; Fagales; Juglandaceae. Gene Ontology annotation, molecular function: protein serine/threonine kinase activity; ATP binding. The record is from RefSeq and is a predicted model, not a curated record. The coding region runs from base 309 to 2771 and encodes 820 amino acids. Gene Ontology annotation, biological process: protein phosphorylation. The transcript is spliced from 2 exons.
AAUUACAAGGAAUGCAUCACUUUCUCAAGCAAACAGUCAAAGACACCCUGACAAGGUUGCAAAUUGGAUUGCAACCACCACUAAAAAAAUCAACAAGGUAGUUGAAAGCAUUCAAGUUGCAGACUUGUCUCGACGAUUUCCAUAGCUGCCAGUCCCUCCCUCUCGAUCUCUAGUUUGCAGAUUUAAAAGAAGCUCACUCAUCUAGUCAUCUCAUUCCAUCUUUCACAAGUUGAGAAGCUCAGAUUUCUGCAACAGACUGAGAUUUUGGACAGAAAUUUUGGCUUGAUUUAGCCACACUCAGAGGAUUGAUGCAGUUCCAGAAAUUUAUGGGUUUUUCCCAAUUCAUAACCUUGUGUCUCUGUUUCCUCCUUGUGUUUGAGAACUCCGCCGCCAGCAAUCUACAUGUUGGUCAGAUUCAUCCUGGAUUCCAAGCAUCUCAUAGCCAAUGGGAAGAAAAUAAUGGGCUAUUUCUGUCAUCCAGCAAUUCGGCAUUCGCUUUGGGCUUUUACACUGCCCUGGAUGUCGAAUUGUUUUUGCUAGUAAUCAUUCACCUGGGUAGUUCCAAAGUAAUUUGGACUGCUAAUAGAGGCUUACUGGUUAACAAUUUUGACAAGUUUGUCUUCAACGAAAAUGGGAAUGUGUUUUUGAAAAAGGGGGACCGUGUGGUUUGGUCUACAAACACAACAGGGGUAAAGGUUAGAGCCAUGGAAUUGCAGGACUCAGGAAACUUGGUAUUGGUUGCCGGGAAUGGAAGUAUUCUUUGGCAGAGUUUUAGCCAUCCCACUGAUACCCUUUUACCUGGACAGGUGUUCCAGGAAGGAAUGAAACUUAAAAGCUUUCCCAACCACAAUAACUUGUCUCAUUAUCUUGAAAUCAAGUCAGGUGAUAUGGUCUUGUAUGCCGGUUAUGAAACUCCACAACUAUAUUGGUCCAUAACAAACGAUAGCCGGAAAAACAAUAACAAUGUCACCAGCACCAGUGGUGUCCAUUCUGUCUCUCUGGCGUUCAAUUCAUGGAACUUCUAUGAUCAAAAUGGGGUUUUGCUUUGGCAACUUGUCUUCUCUGAUAAUAAUGGUACCAAUGCCUUGUGGACUGCUGUUUUAGGCUCUGAUGGCUCAAUGUCAUUCUAUAACCUUCACAAGGGAAAGAGUGUCACUCCCGAGGCAACUAAGAUACCUGAAAAUCGCUGCAGUAUUCCAGAGCCUUGUGAUCCCUAUUAUGUGUGCUAUUUUGACAACUGGUGCCAGUGCCCUUCGCUUCUCAAGUCCGAAUUUCAAUGCAAACCUCAGACUGUCUCGACCUGUAAUAGCUCCAAAAGUUCAGUGGAGCUUUUAUACAUUGGUGAGAAGCUUACUUAUUUUGCACUUGGAUUUGUUCAACCCCUUCUGAAAUCCAAUUUAAAUGCAUGCCAAGAAGCUUGCCUUACAAGCUGCUCUUGCCUUGUGCUGUUCUUUGAAAGAACUUCUGGGAGAUGCUUUCUUUUUGAACAGAUAGGGAGUUUGCAACGCUCUGGUGAAGUUUCUCCUGGUUAUAUUUCAUACAUGAAGGUCCCUGGUCGUGGCAAUGGUGGACCGAGUCCUGCAAGUAGAGAGGAAAGGAAGCACAUUUUAUCAGUCAUAGUAAUCGUUGUUGCAACCACAUUUGCUAUUCUUGGUCUACUUUAUGUAGGAUACUGGUAUCACCGCAAAAAGAAGGGAUUGCUGGAACAUCCUCAAGACAACCUGGAAGAUGACAAUUUCUUGGAUAGUCUUUCCGGGGCACCCAUUCGUUUCACUUACAGUGAUUUGAGUCGAGCAACCAAGAACUUCACCACAAAGGUUGGUGCAGGCGGGUUUGGCUCAGUCUACCUUGGUGUGCUGCCAGAUGGUACCCGCUUGGCAGUGAAAAAAUUGGAGGGCAUUGGGCAGGGGAAGAAAGAAUUUAGAGCUGAAGUCUCAAUUAUAGGGAGUAUCCAUCAUGUCCAUCUGGUGAAGCUCAGAGGAUUCUGUGCUGAGGGCUCUCACCGGCUUCUUGUCUACGAAUACAUGGGUAAUGGAUCCUUAGAUAAAUGGAUCUUUGAGAACAAUGAAGGUAAUCCCUUGUUGGAUUGGGAUACGAGAUUCAACAUUGCAGUGGGUACUGCAAAGGGAUUAGCUUAUCUCCACGAGGAGUGUGAAGUGAAGAUUGUGCAUUGCGAUAUAAAACCUGAAAAUGUUCUUCUCGAUGACAAUUACACUGCGAAAGUAUCUGACUUUGGUUUGGCCAAGCUAAUGAACCGGGAACAGAGCCAUGUUUACACAACGCUAAGGGGUACAAGAGGUUACCUUGCACCUGAAUGGAUCACAAACUAUGCCAUAUCCGAGAAGAGUGAUGUUUACAGCUAUGGCAUGGUCUUGCUUGAGAUCAUUGGUGGGAGGAAGAAUUAUAAUACAGGAUAUUGUUCGGAGAAAGCCUAUUUUCCCACUUAUGCCUCCAAGAUGUUAGAAGAAGGAAAACUGAAAGAAAUCUUUGAUUCUAAGCUGGAGAUUGAUGACCAGGAUGAAAGGGUUUCCACAGCAAUCAAAGUGGCAUUGUGGUGCAUACAGGAGGAAAUGCAUUUGAGGCCACCGAUGACUAAAGUAGUCCAAAUGCUUGAAGGCCUUUGUACUGUGCCUUUGCCUCCAAUCUCCUCCCAAGUUAGUUCUCACUCAAGCUUCCUCAAAUGGAGCAGUGACGAGGCUACUUCAUCAGGACUGAUCGAUUCGAACAGUGAGUUAGCCAUGUCAGAUGUUCGGUUAUCAGGCCCAAGAUAACGAAAGCUCUUUUAUUUUCCAUUCUUUAUUUUUUCUAAUAGAAAUCUAAAAAUGGCUUCUUUGCA